Molecule: messenger RNA, 1035 nt
Organism: Ipomoea nil (Japanese morning glory)
Lineage: Eukaryota; Viridiplantae; Streptophyta; Magnoliopsida; Solanales; Convolvulaceae
Product: acyl carrier protein 3, mitochondrial
Exons: 3
Coding region: 326-733 (135 amino acids)
Biological process (GO): fatty acid biosynthetic process
Cellular component (GO): mitochondrion
Molecular function (GO): acyl carrier activity; acyl binding
Source: RefSeq, a predicted model, not a curated record
AUAUAAAACUCUGCAUGACUUAUUCCAGAGCCCAUAGGGACUGGCCGAAAGCCACUCUCACAGUUUCACUGGGGAAAUAAAGCAAACACCUAUCCUACAAGCUGCUACACCGCAUAUAUCCGGCUAAAGGACCAGAAUAAAACAGGUGAACUCGUGCUCUUGCGUGGUUGCUUCCUUUCUUGUUUGUACCUAGUACGGACAGUCGCACUUCCCUUAUGUAAUUCUUCUUCUUUUUUUUUUUUAAUAUUCAGGAAUCAGCUCUCAGGGUAUUGCUGAAUCCUCAGAUACUACUUCGUAACACGCUACCAUUACCAGACUGCUCAAUAUGCAAAGCUUGCGAUCCUCUAUUUUGAGUUAUGUGAGAGUUAGAGUCUCUUUAAAAAACAUGGUUUGUCCUCAAACUCCGAGUUUGUUGAAUCUGCUCAACCAACGAUUCUGCACAUCAAGUGCUUCUACUGCUACCGGCCAUGACCAGACAAUGGAACGGGUGAUUAAUUUGGUAAAGAAAUUUGACAAGAUUGAUGCAGCUAAGGUGAAUAUUCCGGUUACUGAAAGAGCUGAUUUCCAGAAGGACUUGAGCCUUGAUAGCUUGGAUCGAGUUGAACUCGUGAUGGCUUUUGAGCAAGAGUUCUCCAUAGAGAUACCUGAUGAGGAAGCAGACAAGCUUAAAUGCUGUGCUGAUGUCGCCAGGUACAUUUCUGUAGCUGAUCGGAAAGUUUCUGAGAACUCGUGAAAUAUUAUGUCAGCCAUCAAUCAAGUGCUUUAGAAUCUUUAUAUUUCCGUCUCAGAAGUAGGCUAGGCUAUUGGAAUGACAAAUUGUAGAACGAUCGAUGCUGAUUUUCUCCAUUCUUUUGAUUCCUAAAUUAGUGUUUAGAUAGAUAUGCAUAUGUUUUAGUGUUUUAUUCUACAUGUGACCAUUACUGUAAUUUGUUAGAAAAAUGUGAAUUGCUCUUUGAAUGAUGCUGGUACUUCUGUGCUUGGGUUAACCUUUCCCAGAAGCUUAUGUAAACUAAAUAAAUAUUGAGAAUUUUUACU